Molecule: messenger RNA, 3684 nt
Organism: Folsomia candida
Lineage: Eukaryota; Metazoa; Arthropoda; Collembola; Entomobryomorpha; Isotomidae
Exons: 3
Coding region: 2263-2952 (229 amino acids)
Source: RefSeq, a predicted model, not a curated record
UAUAGUCGAAUCCUCGUAGUGAAUGCAAUAAUGAUAAGAAAACUAAUAGAAGGGGACCAGCAGCAGGAGCAUAACAUAACCUAGUUUUUAGUUGCACAUCCGUCCCAAAAUUCCAGUGAGAAGAUUCAGAGCAGGAAAAAAAGUAGAAAGAAGAAUCUUCAACAAAGCGUUCCAUUCAUCUCAUUCACACGGAAGUGAAUGCAUAAAAGGUAGUAAAUAAUACAGUCUCGUCACUUCCGGUCCCACAGCAGCUUUAACGAAAGUCCAUCUCAUCUCGUCAUGUGAAGUUAAAAAAAGUGUAGAAUCUCGUCAAAUAUAAUUUAUGUACGUCGAUGCCAUAUUCAGUUAGAAAAAAAUCUCAUUUUUUACUGAUCACGCAACGACCGACAUGUGGUGAGGAAUACAGAUAAAUACGUACGUGACUGGUUUUAUAGCUUGUAAUUGAUAUUACUGCGGGCUGAACAAGAGAUAAUUUUUUUGAUGACGUAGACAAGUGAUUAUUGGAAUUCUAUCGUCUCCCAUGCUAAUACAGACAAUUAGUUAAUUUUGCUUUGUGCGACAAACAACGCAGUAUUAUUCAGCUUACUGGUAGCAAAAGAAGUGAAGAAUAAAUUCUGAAAAAUAAUAAUUUUUGCUAUUCUAUCAACCCGAAUCAUUUAAUUUGAGUGACCAAGUCACAAAUCGAAAUUAUACGUGCCAGCCAAUUACAUAAACUUUCUGAAAGGCCGUGAAAUAAGUGCAAUACAACAUUUUCUCCAAUUACCAGAGUGAAUUCAGCAUAAUUUGAUACAAUCAAAUUUGAUUUAUACAUAGAGAUCAAACUUUUGCAAAAAAACUGACUUUUGUCACGCAAUUAUAAUUCUACUUAAUUGCUUGCGUCACUGGCUGGACAUCACAUUUCGCGUGUGAAUGACAAAUUCUAUGCAUUUUUGAGCAGUCAAUUACAUCCAAAAGUAUUACAACUGCCCUUGACUGGAUAAUAAUCUUAUCUUAUGAUAUAGUCAUUCACCUCCUGCCCCUGCUGCUUAUCAGUCGUCUCGUCUCACGUUGAACCUAAUCUCAAAUCCACUGGCUAACAUAAUAUCCGUUAACCCUGUCUCAAGUUAACUUCGAGUGAAUUAUAAAGGUCACAAAAUAUGCCUAUGAGGAGACCAAUCAAUUAAGCCGUUUAUUAUUAAAUCAUCUAAUAAAUUAACAAAGUCAACUCUCUCUCCCAGCAAAACUAACCAAAUCGAUUUCAUCCACGUACUUCUACACAUAUUAUUCAAUAUUCUUACUCGGCGAACGGUACAGUUUUGUGUACUAAUCGAUAAACGGAAUAUAACUCAUCGUCUCCGACUUUGGACUAAAUAUUCUCGUUCGACGAGUCUGAUACGACGCAAGAUUCAAGUUGAACGUCAAAAGAUUCCAGGAACGUGGAAUAACUAGAAUUUUUCGUCGUCAUCCUGCCUACGUGACUCGGCAAAUCGGAAAAUUAUUAUUAUCAACCUUAUCAACCUCUCCCCAAGUUAAAUAAAUUCAAAUUAAAUACACAAUUUCGGGACUCAUCCUUUAAAACAAAAGUGAUCAAAUAAUAUUAUUGCCGUGUUCGUUCGUCGUCGCUGGUCAAUAAAUAAGAGAAACCGGACAGAGAAUAAUAUUCAUUCGCCAAACUAAAUAAAUAACGAGGAUCGCCACAAAACCGCAGAAAAUUAUUACAAAUAUAACAUCAUCCACGCCCAAAUAAAUAUUAAGGAGGAUAAGUAAAUAGCUUCGAUAUUUACUCUAACUUUGGCCUGGUCUGAUUAAUAAUACAUCAUCAUCAUCCUUCGCGAACAAACAAGUGUGGCUGGCAGCAGUGUUAAAAAAUCAAUAGCUCAAUGCAAACAUAACAGAACAAUUUUAAUGAGUCAUUUAUUAUAAGUUAUAAUUUAUAACCUUCUGCUACUCUGUUCUGCUCAUGAAAAUAAAGCGGAUUCCUUUCGGUACUCGACCCGUCAUUAUUAAGCUGUCGUGUGUGCGGAUCCAUUCAUUAGGAAAAAAUAGGGAUCGAUAAGUCGUAAAAACGCAAGUUUAUGUCUUGUCCCUGGUUAAAAAAUCACAAUAAUUGAUUGACAGCCGCGUUGUGAAUUGUUCCAUUCGAGUUUGAGUCAGUUUUGUACUGCAUUAUGCAACACGACCUUUGAGACCAAGAACAAUUAAAUAUAAUUCGUUUCGUAUACACACGCUGAAGGUUUCGUUUUUUUAAAUCCAAACACAAAACAAAUACCGGAGAAGAAAACCAUGAAUGUGACGGAAGCCAUCAUAAAUUCUACGAUCGGCACGACCACCACCCCCGCCGCUGGGGGGACGCACUACGUUGGACUGAAAUUUGGGGAGGAUGGGGUCCGCCAACCCCCCUCAGUCAUCGCGUCGAGCAACGUGAUCAUCAUGGUUGUGGGGUUGUCCCUCCUCAUCGUCCCGAUUGUGGGCUUCCUCGUCUGCAUGAUUGCCAAAAGUAGAGUUCUCAAAAAUCUGAGGGGUAUGAAGUUCACGUCCGACGUGUGUUCUGCUGGGGGAGGCGGGGCCGGUGGUGAAGGGGACAGUGGACUUCCGUACUCUCAGUUUGAGUCUGAACCGGAAGACGACUAUGAGACGUCCACCCCCACGGGGAACAAGAAAAAAAAGAGAUCCACAGUUGUCGACCCACAGCAAAACAAGGACGUCCGCGUCCUCAUCCACAAUGACAACACGUUCGUGGGAUCUCCGACCAAAAAAAACGGUAACUCGCAGCAGGAUGCUGCUCUCCUGAGGAGAAAACUACCCGCGUCGUCGAACCUGACAGGGUCCUCGGUCACAGUACCCUUGAAUGACGACACUUUCGCCACUCUGGACGUAGAUGCGACGUUCAUCAUAAACGCCAAUCGAGUCGAAGACAGUCAUCAAAAUUACGUUCAUCAAGAACAACCAAGCACAUCUCAUCAGUACACAUGAAUAUUUUUGUGAUUUUUUUUUAAACUCGGAGGAAUCUCGUUGACCUCGACACAAAAAGUGACUGCACUUAAUUAUUUAUUAUGACGAGGACUUAUCGCGAAUAAGUAUAUUUGAGAGGCGCUAAUGAUAACAAAUUAAAGUAUGUAGCAAGAUAAGAUAUUUAACACUUUCCUGAAUGAAACUAACGGUAUUCUAAAUUUGCAACGUACAAUUUUCCUCUCGGACUGAUCGACCUCGACUGACAAAGACGCGAUGUAUGCAUGUAAAGUGAAGGCGAUAUGAUAUCUCAAAUCUCAACUCAAUCAUUUAGUAUACAAAAUGUUAUUCUAUUUAUUAAUCAUGUUAAUUAAAAUGUAAAUACGUUCAGUCAUGAAUUUUCUUUCCCGGUGGUGUCGUUCGUUAUAGAAUGUGUUAAUUAGCAAGUUAUUAAUAUCACUCGUUUACUUCUUGUCAAACAAAUGCAAAGUUCCCCUUCUAAAUAUUUACCGAUAUUUUUGUAAAAUGGUUACACUUUUACAGUUGAAAAGUCUUAAUUUUCGAGUAAACUCUGACAGUGAGGUUGCAGAGCAUGGUUAAAGACUGAUAAGUGGUUGGACAGAGAAAGGGUGUGCAUUUUUGUAUGAAAACAACCGUCCUGAUAAGUAUGGUCCUGACUUUAUGAGUAUUUUGUUGUUCAUCAUUUCCACUAAUGUUUAAUUGGUCAAUGAAAUAAAUUAAUUGCUAAAACCUAAA